AUGGACCCCAACUGCUCCUGCGCCACAGGUGACGCAUGUGCCUGUGCUGACUCCUGCAAGUGCAAAGAAUGCAAAUGCCUGUCCUACAAGAAGAACUGCUGCUCCUGCUGCCCCGUGGGCUGUGCCAAGUGUGCUCAGGGCUGUAUCUGCAAAGAAGUAGCGGACAAGUGCAGCUGCUGCACCUGA
Molecule: messenger RNA, 186 nt
Organism: Carlito syrichta (Philippine tarsier)
Lineage: Eukaryota; Metazoa; Chordata; Mammalia; Primates; Tarsiidae
Product: metallothionein-I, hippocampal-like
Exons: 3
Coding region: 1-186 (61 amino acids)
Molecular function (GO): metal ion binding
Source: RefSeq, a predicted model, not a curated record